AUGGCCGCGGCGACCCUUGAAGACAGAGACUACGACGGCGACCGUCUCACGACCGCCAAGCGGGGCAAGAAAAAUGUUCUUCUCUCGACCGGUGGGACCCGUGUCUUCCCAACCAACGAAUCCCCGAAUCCACGUCAGCCGUUUUCCUCAGCCAACGGGCCCACGUGGCCGGAUAAGUCAUUCUCGCAGCCAAACCCAAACACAGAAGCCGCCGCAGCAGCCGCUACAGCCAAAGCCGCAGCGGAAGGGAUUCUCCCUCCUCUUGGUGCUACUGAAGCUAAGCAUAUACGACAUAGUCACCAGCUAAAUCACCCGCCGCAUCUUCACCACCCUAAAGCCGUCACGCCGGAUGCUGACGUGGCCGCCGCGACCGCCAUCGCCGCUGCAGCCGUAGUUGGGCCUGCUGCUCCUGUCGCGUCGCGUCCCGUGAAGCCGCUUAGUCAUCAUACCAAUGGCGGAACGGGUAGGUCUGGUGGGAGAGAAGGGGAGAAGGGGCAAGUCGCGCGAUUCAAGAAAGAGGUUGAGGAUGAGGAGGACACGUCAUGCAGCAGCGAAUCCGCGAGAGCCGCCGGAUCUUCCGUGGGCUCCUGCGAGAGCACGUGCGUGCGAGUGCCACGUGGCGGGAUGGGGUUUGGCGCGGGAAUCGCGGAGAGCAGCGAGGAGCUGGACGAGUUGAGACUGGAGGUUGCGGAGUUGAGGCGGCGGGUGGCGAGGCACGAGGAGGAGGCGAAGAAGCUGCGAGAUGAGGUGCUCUAUCUUCGCGCGUGCGGUUACGAGAUGCACUUAGCUAAGAGCCAGCAGCAGCAGGGGUGCGUUCUCACACCAGCUACCAGCGCCUCACGCUUACCGUUCCAGGACGUGGGCAACCUCCCGGCAGCCGUGCCCGGGACCAUCAUAAACACGUUUGGAAACCCCGAGAACGCCAUCUCGAGCUUAGAGAUGAUGAUGGGGAUGCGUUUAGCGGGGAUGGCUGAUAACGCAGAGCUCAGGGGAGUUGGAACCGCAGGGGGAGGAGGAGGAGGAGCAGGAGUGGUAGGUGAGGGGUCGGCGGUAGGUCUAGCGGCAGCAGGCGUGGAAGCAGGGAAGGCAGGACGAGGAGGGGAGCAGCACGCGCAGGGGCAGAAGGAGAAUAGGGAGAACAGGGAGAAUAAGCAACCUGGGAACGGAUUGACCGGUUUGCACGAACGAGACAGUCCGCAAGGAGCGAGUGGGUUGCAAGAGAGAGGGCGUGUGCAAGAUAGGGGGAGCGCAGGCGUUCGGGAUGCGAGGGGUAAUGCGAGUGGUGGUGAUGGGUUGUCCGUCCUGCCCCCCCUUUGGGCAUCUGAUUCCCCUUCGAAAGGGAACAGUCACAGGGAGGGCGGUGGGGGACGUGGUGCUGCUGGGGAAGCUGAUGUGGCAGUGGCGCCAGGAGCUCUUGCCUCUCCUCGUCCCGCUGCCACGUCAGCAUGCCCUGUCCUGCCGGCUCGGCCUGCCACGCCAGGAGCCGUCGCGCGGCCGCCAGUGUACAGCGGGCGAGCGAGUCUGGAGAAGAUGAGGCCGCCGCCUAUAAAGGGGAUGCCGCUGCCGUGGGAGUCGGUUGAUGACGUGGCGAAUCUGCAGGCUGGGAUUGGCUGUAAGGUUGAUGGAAGAGGUGGUGGUGGUGUUGCUGCUGCUGCUGCUGCUGGGAAGGAUGGAAGGGUGUAUACCGGAGGAGAGGGGAUUGGAGAACAGGCGGAGCAGGCGGCAGCAGCAGCAGCAGCAGCAGCAGGAGCAGCAGCAGCAGGAGCAGCAGCAGCAGGAGCGGAAGCAGCAGCAGCAACAGCGGAGGCAUCAGGAGUAAAGACAGCAGCAGCAGUGGACCACGGGUCGGCAGUGGAAGCGUGGCUGGAUGGGACGGCAGGGAACCUGAUAGAGUCACCCUCGAUAGACGAACCGGCAUGGGCGGUGGGCGUGUGGGAGGAGGGAGGAGUGAGCGCGGAGAAGGGGGCACUGCAAGGGCACUCUCUUAUGGGGGCGUGUGAGGACGAGCUGCUUCUGCAUCCCACAAACCCCUUCCUCUCCCCUCCUCCUGCUGAUGCCUUGCUCUGGCAAGAGCAUGGCGCUCCCAUUGCAGCAUCCGCGUUACAGGUGGACCCGUUAGAGGCAAGAGCAGCUUCUCCCGAAACAGAGUGUUAUCAGACAGCGAACCGACCAAAACACGAGCAGCAGCAGCUCGAGCAGCAGCGAGUAACAGCGGCGCAGCAGGUUCAACAGCGAGUAACAGCGGCGCAGCAGGUUCACCAGCGAGAUGAAGCUGAAGCGAGGGCGAAAAAGAAGAGCUCAGAGAAGGGCGAUUCUCCCCGCACUGCUGCUAACGCCAUGCUCCCUGCCACAACUCCCCCUGCCGCACCUCUCCGAGCCAUGCCCCCUUCCACACCCCCCCCUGCUGCGCCAACCUCUGCUGCUCCCACCACUCCCCACGCUAGUACCCCAACUCCCGGACUGGCCAAUCUCUCUUCGCCAGCUGGACUGCCAGCAGGACCGGAAGAAAAGCCAGCGCUGUGGGCGGCAGCAGUGGCAGCAGCGACAAUGAUGACCCCCACCGCCGCCCGGAUCUCGGACCUCCUCUUUGGGUCCUCCCCCUCUCCCUCCGGCCCCACUCCUCUCUCUGGUCCUUCUGACCCCACCCCUCCCUCUGCCCCCUGUCCGCCCUCUGAUAGUUUCUCUCUGGGUGUGAGCCAGGGUGUGAGGGGAGGGGCAGGGGGAGCAGUAGCAGAAGGGGAGAGCGUGGGGGCGAGGAGGAGGGGGGUGGGGGAGUCGGAUAGCUCUCUUACACUGGUGCGAGGGGCGUCCUGCCGAAGCUCUGUUGACACGCCCGGGUUUGCGGCGGGUGCUGGUGCUGGUAGCCGCUCCUCCCUGCCUGCUGUGGGGGGUGGAGGGCGAGGGGAGUGGGAGGGGGAGGGUGAGGGGGAAGAGAGUGAGGCGGAGAGCGAGGAGGGGGAGAGUGAGGAGGAGAGCGAGGGGGAAGAGAGCGAGGAGGAGAGUGAGAGCGAUUACAGUGAGAGUGGUAGCGGUAGUGAUGAGGAGGAGGAGGAGGAGGAGGAGGAGGAGGAGGAGGAGGAGGAGGAGGAGGAGGAGGAGGAGGAAGAAGAAGAAGAGGAGGAGAGGGGUGAGGGUGGGAAGGUGGGUGGGGGGGAGAAGAGUGCCACAGAGGACGACAGAAGCUGUACCAGCUUUCUUUCCUCAGGUGGGGCCACUGCUGCGGCGUCAGCCCUCUCAGGUGAAUUACCAGGUUUCUCAGGUGAACUCAACGCGUACGCAGCAGACGCAGCAGUGAAUAGGCAGGGGGCGCAUGAGGCCGGCUUUGAGAUGUUUCAAGGCUACAUAACAGCAGGGGGACAGGGGGCGCAUGAGGCCGGCUUUGAGACGUUUCAAGGCUACAUAAGAGCAGGGGGACAGGGGGCGCAUGAGGCCGGCUUUGAGACGUUUCAAGGCUACAUAACAGCAGGGGGACAGGGGGCGCAUGAGGCCGGCUUGGAGACGUUUCAAGGCUACAUAAGAGCAGGGGGACAGGGGGCGCAUGAGCAGAAUGUUGCAGGCAGGGCAGGGCCCCAUGGUUACGGGUCUGAUUGGAGUGAGGAUGAAGAGGAGGAUGAGGAGGAAGAAGAGGAGGAGGACGAGGAGGAGGAAGAGGAGGAGGAAGAAGGGGAAAGGGAGGUGGUAGUGGAUACAGAGAAGGAACUGGUAAGCGAAGGGGAAGCGGGGGUUGGUGUUCAUGCAGGGGUGGGAGUUUACGCGGCUUCGCUGGUGUCAAGCUCUUGUGCUGAUUCCGAGGAGGGUAUGGAAGUGGUUAUGGAGGAUGAAGGUGCGGAGGGGAGGGAGAAGGAGCAGAGGGCGAGGAAGGAGGAGCAGUUAUGGCAGCAGCAGCAGGUGAAGCGGGAGCAGCAGAAACAGCAGCAGCAGGAGCAGGAGAAAGAGGAAGAGCGGGAAGUAGGCGAGCGCAGCAGUGGGCGGAGGCAGAGGAAGAGGUGGGGGGAACCGGGAGGAGACAGCGUGCUAGCAAAAGCCAUAGAGCAAGCUUUGCCAGGCAGCAGACGCCGCUCCACUUCCCCUCUCAAGAUCCCCUCCCCUCUAGAUGAGCCUACCUCCCCUCUGCAUGUGCCUACCUCCCCUCUUGGAUCCACCUCCCCCAGAUCUACCUCCCCCUUCAGCCAUUUGUACCCGCCCAAAGCCACGCUCCACUCGCCGAAAUCCGCGCUGUGCUCGCCUGCUGGCAAGUCCGCUCAGGUCAACUCUGCAUUGACCAAGUCAACGCUACCCAAGAGCAGGUCUACCUCCCCUAAACGCACCUCCCCGACACGCGCCUCAACUAGAAACACCUCCCCUACACGCACCUCCCCUACACGCACCUCCCCCACACACCCCUCAACUCGGAGCACCUCCCCCGUCUCCCCUGUGCGCACCUCCAACCGUUCGCUGAGGCGCACCGUCUCCCCUAUAAGCAUGCUCGCUUCUCCGUUGAAGUGGCUCCUUGUGCCCGAUGGCAAGCGGAGCAGAUCCCCCUCUCCCACUGGCCGCUUACCUUCUCCUGCUGCCCCUCCCUCUCCUUCUGCUGCUCCCCGCUCUCCUUUCUCUCCGCACUCUCCUGCUGCUCCGCGCUCUGCUGCUUCUCAUCUCUCUGCUGCUAUCGCGUCUGCUCGCUCACCCUCUCCCUCGCCUUCGCGUGUCGCUGGGUCAGCCACUCAUGUUGCAAGGCAGCAGGAACAGGCAGAGGUGGGGAGAAUGAGUAGGGCGAGCGGGGGUGCUGGUCGGGGCGAUGGAAGGAAGGAUUAUGGUGUGGGGAAUGGCAAUGGUGGAGGGAGGAAUGGGAAGGGCACAGGCUCCAUUAAUGCUGGUGGGAACGGCAACUGGGGCAGUGCAACUAGCUAUGAGACAGAGGAGAAGCUAGUGGUUGCUGGUGGUGGUGCUGGUGGUGCUGUUGGUGGUGGGAGGAAUGGUAAUGGCACAGGGUCUGGCAAUGCUGGUGGUGGGAACGGCAACUGGGGCAGUGCAACUAGCUAUGAGACAGAGGAGAAGCUAGUGUUGGCCAAGGGAGGAAAUGGGACGGCGAGGAGGGGGGAGGGAAAGGGGGGCGGGUGCAGCCCUGGCAGCACACAGCAGGGCGAGCGGAGGAAGGGCAGGAAGGCCCGAGGCUCCCCAGUGGAGGACGAGCACUCUCCCAAGUCAACCAGGUCAAACCGGUCAAGCCAGUCAAUGCAGUCAACGGAGGUGGUGAAGCAGAUGAUGCGGCAGCCAGUCUUUGAGUCCCUCUCUCCAGGUGGUGACGUGGUUGAAGGAGACUUGCUGGGGCUUGAGGCUAGGACCCCGAGCCUUGAGGCCAGGAGCCCGAGCCUGCCUCGGAGAUCGCCGAGCCUGAAGAAGGAGAAGAGGGGCGGGAGGCGGGCUGGCCCGGCUGAGGCGGAGGCAGCAGGGAGGGUGGGGGAGAGAGAUGCGCGUGGGGAAACGGAAGGGGUUAGGGUUCAGUCGAUUCUCUGCAAGAGCAAGUCGCCUAGGGAAGCUUCUGAGACAGUGCAGGGCACCGCUGGUGGGCAUGGUGGUGGUGGUGGUGGGCAUGGGGGUGUGGCAGCAGAGGGCGAGCUUGUGCACGAGGCGGUUGGAGAAGACAUGAGGGGUGCUGUUAGAGGGAGAGCAGUGGGCUCUCCUGGGAGCACCGAUCAGGGUGCAAGGGAGGAGAUUCUUCGGAGGGAGGAUGCAGCGAGGAAAGAGGAGAGGGCUAUGGGAUUGGGCAGGAGGGAGGAGGGCGGGGGAGAAGGGGAGGGUGAGGGGAAGAAGGAGAGGGCGCGGAGGAAGGGGAGUCCCUUCAGGAAGAGGAGGACAAUAGGAGUAGUGCUGGAUACAGAGCAACAGGAAGACGUGUGUGGGGUGGUUGGAGGGCAGGGGGUGGAGGAACAAGAGACACGCAAGGGGGAAGGGUACAAGAGCCGGAAUCCAUUUUCCAGUGGGGAUGAAGUACUCGGGGAAGUUCGCCGUACGCGCUAUAGAGAACGCGCUGAGGAAGAAGCGGCUGACGACGGCCAUCACGUACUUAAGAAAAAGCGGUUUCAACAACACUCUUGCGGAGAAGCUGCCCAACAGCAAGUAUACGUUUCUGGUGCCAAUCAACAGCGGGUGGAACAAGAUGAGCGCGUGGGCGCGCGGGCAGAUCCGAGGCAACAACACGCGGCUCUGGCAAAUCUUCGCCUAUCAUUUCAUCGCGGAGCGGUACACCAAAGUGCAGCUCGCGUGGUAUCCGCCUGGAACACAGUUACCAACAGGGAUGAAAAAACAGUUCAUCCGCCGCCUGCCCACUAA
Molecule: messenger RNA, 6309 nt
Organism: Closterium sp. Naga37s-1
Lineage: Eukaryota; Viridiplantae; Streptophyta; Zygnematophyceae; Desmidiales; Closteriaceae
Source: the annotation of a GenBank genome assembly